AUGGCAACAGGAAACUAUUGCAUGUUUCCUGAGUUCAUUCUGACUGGGCUCUCAAAGAAGCCACAAAUCCAGAUGCCUCUCUUCCUCAUCUUCCUAGGAAUCUAUGUGGUCACUGUAGUGGGGAAUUUGGGCAUGAUUACACUGAUUAGGCUCAGUUCUCACCUGCAUACCCCCAUGUACUAUUUCCUCAGUAGUUUGUCCUUCAUUGAUCUCUGCCAUUCCACAGUCAUAACCCCCAAAAUGUUGGUGAACUUUGUGAUAGAGAAGAACAUCAUUUCCUACACUGGAUGCAUGACUCAACUCUAUUUCUUUCUAAUUUUUGCUAUUGCAGAGUGCCAUAUGUUAGCUGCCAUGGCAUAUGAUCGCUAUGUUGCCAUCUGUAACCCCUUGCUUUACAAUGUAACCAUGUCCUAUCAGAUUUACACUUCCCUGAUCUCUGGAGUCUAUAUUAUUGGUGUGGUUUGUGCAUCAGCUCACACAGGCUUCAUGAUCAGAAUACAGUUUUGUAACUUAGAGGUGAUCAACCACUAUUUCUGUGAUCUUCUUCCCCUGCUAGAGCUUGCUCACUCUAGUACUUAUGUUAAUGAAUUGUUAAUUUUAUGUUUUGGUACAUUUAACAUUGUUGUUCCAACCAUGACUAUUCUUACUUCUUAUAUCUUCAUCAUUGCCAACAUCCUACGCAUUCGUUCUACUGGAGGCAGGUCCAAAGCCUUCAGUACCUGCAGCUCCCACAUCUUGGCUGUUGCUGUGUUCUUUGGGUCUGCUGCAUUCAUGUACCUUCAACCAUCAUCAGUCAGCUCCAUGGACCAAGGGAAAGUGUCCUCUGUGUUUUAUACCAUUGUUGUGCCCAUGCUGAACCCGUUGAUCUACAGUCUGAGGAAUAAGGAUGUCAGUGUUGCCCUGAAGAAAAUACUAGAAAGAAAAUCAUUCAUGUAA
This is a messenger RNA of Mus caroli (Ryukyu mouse), 936 nucleotides long. RefSeq names its product olfactory receptor 8G1-like. Gene Ontology annotation, cellular component: membrane. Lineage: Eukaryota; Metazoa; Chordata; Mammalia; Rodentia; Muridae. The record is from RefSeq and is a predicted model, not a curated record. Gene Ontology annotation, molecular function: olfactory receptor activity; G protein-coupled receptor activity. Gene Ontology annotation, biological process: G protein-coupled receptor signaling pathway.